UCAUAGUCAUUGUAUAUUCAGCUACUUUGGAUACGCACCAAGCAUCAUGUCUACCUUCGCUUUCCUCCUCCUCUGCGUCCAAGCUUGCUUGGUUCAGAAUGUGUACAGCCAGUGUCUGCGUGGUGCUGCUGGACCUAUUGGGUGGGACGCUGGAGUAGCUGGCUGCGGCUGGGGUCCCGGCGUUGCUGGCGUAGGCUGGGAAGGUGGAUUCGCUGGGCCCGUUGGCUACGGCUGGGGUCCCGGCGUUGCUGGCGUAGGCUGGGAAGGUGGAUUCGCUGGUCCCGGUGCUUGGGGCUGGGGUUCCUACGGAGGUGCCGGUGUUGGUGAUGUAGCAGUUGCCGGUGAAAUGGGCGUCGCUGGUAGCACACUUGUCGCUGGUCAAGUGCCAAUCCUUGGUGCUGUCGAAUUCGGAGGUGUCGUGCCAGCUGCUGGAGCUGUGUCCAUCGCCGGUAGCUGCGGCUGCGGCUGCAACGGUGGUUACAUUUACUGAGCAAAAAUUGUAAUAAAAACCUUUCGCUGACCAAAUAAAUAAUAAUAUUGGAACUCUAA
Vanessa tameamea is the source of this 549-nucleotide messenger RNA. Its product is annotated as chorion class CA protein ERA.1-like. Lineage: Eukaryota; Metazoa; Arthropoda; Insecta; Lepidoptera; Nymphalidae. The transcript is spliced from 2 exons. Gene Ontology annotation, cellular component: egg chorion. Gene Ontology annotation, molecular function: structural constituent of egg chorion. The record is from RefSeq and is a predicted model, not a curated record. Gene Ontology annotation, biological process: multicellular organism development; chorion-containing eggshell formation. Bases 47 to 490 code for a protein of 147 amino acids.